This is a messenger RNA of Stegastes partitus (bicolor damselfish), 749 nucleotides long. It is a transcript of the gene tspan1, whose product is annotated as tetraspanin 1. The transcript has 7 exons. Lineage: Eukaryota; Metazoa; Chordata; Actinopteri; Pomacentridae. The coding region runs from base 1 to 726 and encodes 241 amino acids. The record is from RefSeq and is a predicted model, not a curated record. Gene Ontology annotation, cellular component: plasma membrane.
AUGGGCUGCUUCACAUUUGUCAAAUUGAUGAUGGUUUUGUUCAACUUGCUUAUCUUCCUGGGUGGCCUGACACUGCUGGCCAUGGGGAUCUGGGUGAGCGUGGAUGGGAGUUCCUUUCUCCACCUCCUGGGGCCGUUCUCCAGUCAAGGCAUGCAGUUUGUCAAUGUGGCUUUUUUUUGCAUUGCCAUUGGUGCCAUACUGGUGCUGCUGGGACUUCUGGGCUGCUGUGGGGCCCACAAAGAGAGCAAGUGUCUGCUGCUCACGUUCUUCUCCAUCAUUCUCAUCAUAUUCAUUGCUGAAGUGGCUGCUGGAGUCGUGGCUUUGGCCUACUCUUCAUUUGCUGAGGGGAUCCUCAGAGCGUGGGCAACCCCUGCUUUACAGAAAGACUAUGGCAACGAUCCUGUGGUCACCAAAAUCUGGAACACCACCAUGAUAGAGCUGCAGUGUUGCGGUUUCUCCAACUACACUGAUUUUGUGGGCUCUACUUUUGUAACGGAGAAUGGAGGCAGCCUGCCGUCCAGCUGCUGUUGGACCAACAGCACCCCCUGCAGUCUAGGAGAGGCAGAGCGCAGCACUGUGCAGGGCUGUUUUGAACAAAUCCUGGAGACCCUCAGAGAGCACGCCAACAUAGUGGGAGGCAUCGCAGCAGGCAUUGGAGUGUUAGAGAUUGCUGCCAUGAUCGUGUCCAUGUACUUGUACUGUCACCUGGACAGCAGAGUCAACUGAGGCUCCUUCACAGAAACCAUAAU